AUGAGCAUCAUUGUUUGGAACUGCCGCGGGCUUGGGAACCCACGGACAGGAACAGAGCUUGAAGUAGUGACUCGAGCAAAAGACCCCUCCGUUCUGUUUAUAGCCGAAAUGUGGGCGGAUGAAGCAAGGUUGAAAGAGAUCAAACGGAAAAUUGAAUUUGAUAAUUUAUUUUUUGUAGAAAGAAAUAACAGGGGGGGAGGUCUAGCACUCUUUUGGCGAAACUCAGUAGACUUGCAUGUCGAUUCUUUCUCGCCAAAUCAUAUAGAUUCCAUCAUCAAUAAAGGGAAGGAGGAAGCAUGGCGUUUCACAGGCUUUUAUGGCGAACCUGUGACGCAUAAACGAAUUGACUCGUGGAAUAAGCUUCGACAACUUCACAGAAAGUUUAAUAUCCCUUGGUUGUGUGCCGGGGAUUUCAAUGAGAUUAUGAGAAGCUCUGAAAAAUUGGGCGGAAGCAGCAGGAACCAAUCACAGAUGCAACUGUUUCGGGAUGUAGCAGAUGAGUGUGGCUUUAUUGACCUCGGUUUUACAGGGCCCUGGUACACAUGGCAAAAACAUUUUUUGGCAGGCCAUUCAUUAUGGGAAAGACUUGAUCGGGCCUUGGCUACUAACGAUUGGUUUUUAAGAUUUGCAGGUACAAAAGUCCACCACCUCAAGUCAGAUUCUUCAAACCAUUGCCCAAUAUGGAUAGAUAUGGCGGGCCUAGAACUUCAAUGUGCAAAAAAACCAUUUCGGUUUGAAGAGGCGUGGUUGUCGGACCAUACAUGUUCAGAAGUUGUUGAAGCUAGUUGGGAAGAAAGGGGAGUGGAUGAUCCAGCAACAAAAGUCAUUAGAAAAAUUGAAAGGUGUGGCCGAGAACUAAAAAGAUGGGAGAGGGACCACUUCGGCAACAUUAGAAAUACCUUGAAGAAAAAGAGGAAAGAGUUUACUGAAGCUGAGAAGGAGGCGAUGCGCACUGGACAAAACUUCAAAAUUCAAAGAUUAAAGAGUGAGAUUACAGAGUUGAUGGACAAGGAAAAUAGGCUAUGGUUCCAAAGAUCAAAGGUCCUAUGGGCUACUCAGGGUGACCGAAACUCAAAGUAUUUUCACAGCCGGGCUACUUAA
Molecule: messenger RNA, 1101 nt
Organism: Quercus robur (English oak)
Lineage: Eukaryota; Viridiplantae; Streptophyta; Magnoliopsida; Fagales; Fagaceae
Exons: 1
Coding region: 1-1101 (366 amino acids)
Molecular function (GO): catalytic activity
Source: RefSeq, a predicted model, not a curated record